Messenger RNA from Odocoileus virginianus texanus, 732 nucleotides. It is a transcript of the gene MS4A2, whose product is annotated as membrane spanning 4-domains A2. The record is from RefSeq and is a predicted model, not a curated record. NCBI's taxonomy places the organism in Eukaryota, Metazoa, Chordata, Mammalia, Artiodactyla, Cervidae. Gene Ontology annotation, cellular component: Fc-epsilon receptor I complex; external side of plasma membrane; plasma membrane.
AUGGAGGCGGAAAGUAGGAGCAGGACGGAGCUUGCGCUCCCCACUCCACAAGAGCCCACCAGUGCAUCUGAAAUUGAACUUGCAGAAAUAUCUCUCCAUGAAAGUGUCUUACUGGAAAAGCCUGCCCCAACCGCACCACGCCAAACAUGGCUGACUGUUUUGAAGAGAGAGCUGGAAUUCCUGGGGGUAACACAAAUUCUGAUUGGUUUGAUAUACCUUUAUUUUGGAAUAAUUGUGAGCUCCGAGAUCAAUGAUUCAGAGUUUAUGGAAUACUUCUUUUCAUCAUUUGAAGCUGGCUACCCAUUCUGGGGAGCCCUAUUUUUUGCUAUUUCUGGAAUUUUGUCAAUCGUGUCUGAAAAGAAACAGUCAGUAUAUCUGAUCCGAGGAUGCCAGGGAGCAAACGCCGUCAGCAGUGUCACCGCGGGAGCAGGCAUCGGCAUCCUCAUCAGUAACCUCGAGCAGAGCUCCACUUACCUCUACCGCUGCGAGGAGGUCUAUGUGAACGACUACUGCUCUCUGGCCUGCUUCUCCAUUGAAGUUGUGGCGAUAAUCCUGUUUCUCACCAUCCUGGGCUUUGGCAGCGCUGUGUCACACAUAGUUUAUGGAAUUGGUGAAAUAGUUGAAGGAAAUCAGAUUCCAGAAGAUCGUCUUUAUGAAGAGGUAAAUAUAUAUGCACCGAUUUAUAGUCAGUUGGAAGAAAGAGAGGAGACAGCUUCUCCUACUGAUUCGUAA